Toxoplasma gondii ME49 is the source of this 5926-nucleotide messenger RNA. RefSeq lists its product as hypothetical. NCBI's taxonomy places the organism in Eukaryota, Apicomplexa, Conoidasida, Eucoccidiorida, Sarcocystidae. Bases 639 to 5390 code for a protein of 1583 amino acids. The record is from RefSeq and is a predicted model, not a curated record. The transcript is spliced from 3 exons.
CGCUUGGAAAAAACGAACGAGCAGGGAAAAUGCGCGGGACAGGCGACAGCGCUGCCACCGGCAACGCAAACCGAGACACCGGGCUCACACUCUGUCAGGAGCAUCAGAAAUGCGCGACCGUUCUAGAACCACGUUCUUUGCCUCUUUUGUCCAUUGACACAGAGACAUCUUUUCUGUUUCCGUCCUCUGAAACAGCGCUCACAGUUCCGUGCUUCACCGGUGUAUAGACACUCCGGCGUCCGCGUCGCCGGCGGUGAGUUGCCGUGAAAGAACGUAUCUGCUCUUCAAGUUCCCCCCGGUGAACACAGCUGACACUCACCGCCGAAGAGUUUGUGUAUUAUGCAGUGGUUCAUCUCAUGCCUUCAUCUCAUGCCUGAAGUGAUGUGCUGUAGACAGCGUGGCGGGCAUCAGACCGAACGUGCGAUGCAUAAAUGCAUGUUGGAUGACUGCGUGUCAGAAAAGUGCGCCCCCUUCCCGAGAACAAACGAGUUGAGACUUGCCUAGAGUUCCUCGCAAGCUUCUCGACUCAGGUGCUUCGUCGUAACUGCAGGCAUCUCUCUAGCGUCCAGGUAUCCUUCAGAAGCGUCUCGUGCUGUCCGCGAACGUGCCCCGCGUCUCGGCCAUGCACCUGCCCCGGAAUGAGCGCGCCAGACAGCGAACCUGAGACACCCGCCGCGCCUCUCCAUAACCCAAUUGGAGCGCCUCCGCAGAAAGAGAACGGCGCCUUCCACUGUCUGCCUGCUGCGGAUGUCCCGCGCGAUCGUCGAGCUCAUGAGCCUCAAACGGUCGAACGAAGGCUCGCCUUGCGCUCUCUUGACAAAAGGCCCGCUGCACACGAGAUGGAGACAGACCAGCACUUGCGCGAGAAAGAAGCCGAGAAACCGUACGCUUUUUUCUCCGAGAAAGGAGGUCGGUCCCCUCUUCAGCUCGCGAAGGAGACGCGCGGAUCCGGAGACACACGCUGCGGCCCGGGUCUCACCGGAAGUCCGACGCAUGCGUCCACCACUGCGGCUCCUGUCUCUUGUUCUUUCAAGCAACCUGGCAUCUGCCUCGGGGCUUCGUCCGAACUCAACUCCUCACCAGCUUUCCAAAGUCGACUAAGCGACUGGACAAGACGGGAGUCGAGCUUCACCGGCGCUCCACAGAGAGAAAGGUCAAACGAAGAACCAGCUCAGUUCCCUUCCUCUUCUCCGUCUUCUUCUCUCUCCUCCUCUUCUGCUUUCUCGUCUCCCUCCGAUGUUUGCCUUCCUGACGGUGGUUCUUCGGCGUUUUCGACUUCGGGAGCGGCUGGCGCAGGCGAAUCUCGCGAUGCACCUCUUGACACCUCGUGUUCUCCUUCUCUGCUUGUCGCUCGCGCAAGAACGUCUAGACAGGAGACUCCAGAACCCGUAUCGAUGCGUUCCUUUUCCUCUGUCCCUUCUGUUUCCUCGCCUCGUUCUGGCUCUGCCCCUCCCGCGGAGGAGAAGACCACAGUCGAUCUCGGCAGCCAGUCUCGAGCCCGGCUGUGCGCACCGCUGGUUGAGAUCCUGGCCUCGGCGAAGCCGACCGAACGAGAGGCGCUCCGGAGAAGCCUGCACUCUAUCGGGCGAGAACAAGGAUUGCGGCCGGACGAGAUCGACUGCCUCUUCCUCUCCGUUCUCUUUCGAGUUCCUGCCUUUCUGCGGACAGCCGCUACCGCGAGGGCGGCUCGCGCCGCCCAGGAGCCCAACGGGCCCGAACGGCUGGCCGAGACCAGAGACGGCGACCAGAGGGAGAUCCAGCGAGCGAGGGGCGACACUGGCGCGCGUGAGAAGGCAUCGUUUGAGAGAGUGCAUUUCGAUGUGUGUGAGACGAGUGAAAGAGAGAGGAAGGAAUGCUACAGGUCAGGGAGCGAUUUCCAGGCGGAGGGAGAGUCUCACGGAAAAGCGAGGCUCUGGGGAGGCUGGCGAGGAAACACUGAGUGCGAGUCAAUCUUCUGCGCUCAAGGGAGAGCAGUUCUCUGCGCUGUGCGUACACUUCAGCACUGGGCGCUCUCGCACCCGCUCCACUGUCACGCGAGCGCUCUUCUUCCCUCUCGUUUUCCACCUCUUCGCCACACCGUCGCGUGGAUUCUGCAGGCUGCUCUGGAACUUCUUGUGAGUGAAGGCGAAGCGAACUUGAAACAGAAGGUCGAGGUAGUUGCAUGCAGAGGACUCAGAAAAGAAAACCUGCAAGAAUGGCGAGACACGGCAGCGUGCGCUCAGCGAGACGGCCGAGAUGGCCAGGGAAUCUGUAGAGACGGGAGAGGCGGCGAAGGGUCGGGAGCGUUUAUUUGCGCAGAAGAGUCCGCAAGAAGAAAGAACGCUGUCUCUGUGCAGCUGAUCCGCGACCUAGAACCGCAUAGUUCAGAUCGAAUAAACGGAGACAGCAGAGUACCCGGGAAGGGACGGCAAGUGGCUGUCGCACUUCUCCAGCGUUUGUUUCUCUGGUCCGCGAGCCCGCACCCACCCUUGCAAGCUCUCGCGGCUUCUCUCUGGAGGCAAGUUGGCCUCUCCACGCGUUUGCUCUCUAAGAUGCCGCGCGCUAGUUCUCCUCUGCUUUCUGUGCGUUCUUUAGCCGCUCGAAAGAACGGUGAGUCUGCUUUCACAGGAGGCGCCUGCGGGUCGCUGAACGGAGGAAACUCCGCGAAACGCUGGCCUAUACAGGGAAGCCGAAGCGCAAUCACUUCUGAAAUAUCCGCCACAGGCCCUUUACUGCAUCUUUCAGUUGAACAGAGACACGAGGGAGACGAAGACGAGAUGGAGGAGGGAGAGGAGAGAAGGGAGGAAGCAAGAGAGCUCCGUCGCGUUUCUCGCUUGGGCGAAGCUGCGGUUCGCCUGCUGGACUGUCUCUUUCUGCUGGCGACUCGCCCCCCCCAGUGGGGUGUCUUCGCAAGAGACAAAGAAGCCGAGAAGCAAGUCGAGACACGCGGGCAGCACGGAGACAGCAGCACGCUUCGGGUCCGGCCUGGCGGCUGCGCGUCUGGGGAGGAAGCGAGGGUCCGGCGGCGAGGAGACUCGGCGGAGCUCCACGAUGCUCGAGGACCUGAAAGGUGUGCGCUCUCGCCUCUCCUUCGCCAGUUCGCGCCCUCGCCGUCUCAGAGGCAGCUUCUGCAGUGUCUCGGAGUCGCGCUGGAGAGCGCCAGCGAGGAAACGCAAAGAGAGAUUCUCUCCUCAUGCGUGCUGCCCUACGCCGUCCACACGAUCUCCUUCUUGAAGCAGGGCGUCUCGCCUGUGAAUGCAGUCGCGAGAGGAGACGACGUAGGCGGAAGGAGGAACGAAGAUGGUAGGGAUGGAAAAGCGAUAGCUCCGGAGAGAAGUAAGAUUGACUCUGCAGCGAUACGCAAGGCGGAGAGCCCCUCCUCUGUCCUCACGCUCCUCGAGAUUCUACACAAUCUUCCUGUCUCUCUCCUAGCUCCCCCAGCCCCGAGCGAGAGAAAAACGCAAGAUUCGCACUGCCAAAGUGUUGCCGGCCUCUCUGGCUCAGAGCCUUUGGAACGGGGCUGCAUUUCGCUCUGCGACGGUCUGCAGAAGAGCGAAGAUACGGGCGAUGGCUCUUCGGGGUGUACAGACACCGUAAUGGGGUGUCUAGACAGCUUGUUGGAGGCGCUGCUGGAGAUCGCCUUUGACAGAGCGGUCACCCAGCAAAAUCGAAAGGUGGAAUCUCGGAGUGACUUCCUCAAAGAUUUGUCUGUUUCUCUUGAACGACGAGUCGAAGACGCGCUUCACGUGACACGGGAGGCAUUUCAUCGCGUUUCUGUCCCUCUCGGCUCACCGCCUCUUGCCUCGCAGUCUCUGGGUAGCCAGCAGCACUUCGCAGGUUCUCCGGAAACCUCUGCACCUUCCGACGCUUCACAAGCUUCCAGAGCGGAGCACCUAAACGGCGGCAGUGGUCGCGCGCCUCCAGCGGACGUGGCGGAGAAAGCGAGAAGUUUGCUGACCCCGGACCGCAUGUGCGAGGCUCUCCGAGGUGUGCAUACGCCCGAAGUCGAUGAGGAGCGGAUGGCCGUGGAACUCGUCUGCCGCCUCUGCACCUCCGUACUUUCCUGGAGGGACAGCCUGGCGGCCGCGCGCGUCCUGGCAAGCCACUCAGUCGAGCUUUCCUCCUUUCUGGAGCACUACCUCUGCACCCCGCAGCGCGGUCUUGGCUUCCUGUCAUGGGGCUUUCGGAGAUCUGCAAAGGGUCGAAGCGGCAGAGCCGAGCCCAGAGGCACCACGACCUCUCUCCUGUUCGCCGCCGCCCUCGCUGUCUGCUGCUGCACCUCGGUGGAUGCAGAGAGGAGACAGGUAGGGCAGACACCCGCGCUCGAGGGAGACGAAGCCGGGAAUGGAGCCCAAGGCGCCCGAAAAGAACACCGAGAAGGAGACAGAGACGACAGGCACAUUGAGAGACUGUGGUGGGUCGUCGAGGCCGGCUUGGGUCCGAUGCUUCAGAGACACCCGGAUUUUCUUCUUCGCGUCUUGAUGAACGCGAUCGUGUUCGUCGGUGUACACGGCGGGGACUCCUGUGGUCUGCUCUCAAGGCUGCUGGGCGCUUCAGAGACCGCUGCGACGCUCCUCGAAAGCUGCUGUCCGCGCGUGCCAGUCCGUUGUCUCCGCGCAUGCAUCUCGGCUUUCCAGUUUUCCCAGCAGAGAGAGUUUUCUUCUCCGGGCGAGUCUGCAAGCUCGACCCAAGCCGCCGCGUCUGCGGAGGAAUGGAGGGCCCGUAGGGGGUCUCUGUCUCUUCCAGGGGGCGAAAGUGGGGCUGAGUCUGGCCGCGACAAGGCGAGAAGAAUUGGGAGGAAAGGCGGAGAAGAAGAGACGAGAGAGGAAAAAGUGAAGCAACCUCCGGAGUCAGAAGAAGGCAGAAAACAGCACGUUUGGAGAUGGGCGGAAGCGGCGCUCCGUCGCGGGUCCCUGGGUGUUUCGCAAGAAACAUCUGAGUCAGCGAAAGAAGAGGUAGAGAAGAAAGAAGAGGCAGAAAUGACAAGGCGUGAGAGGGGAUACGCGGGCGAGGGAAUGGAUUUCCAAGUUUCGGGACCAGACGCGAAGCGAAGAAAGACGGAAACAGAGACACGCAAGUUGGAAGUGAAGAGAGAGGCAGUGCAGAUGUACAGACACCCGAACGCCACUGGAGACUGCGAAGGCGAUGCGGGCAGCUUCGUCAGACGAGAACAGAAGGAAGAGGGAAAAGAGGACGAGAGAAGAGAGACGGAAGAGGCGGUGGCAGACCAAAACAGAGGGGAAACGAGAGGAAAGAAGACAGAACGCGCAGAGAGAGAGAAGUUCCUGCGCUCAAUCUUGCAGAGGCUCGACCUGACAGCCCGAAAGAUCGAAGAAUACCACGGAUUUGAAGCUUUGGCACUUCGGGACUGUGUUGCUUUGCUCGACGAGGAGUUGCUGGGCACGACUUAGACGAGAGACCCGCGUGGCCAGAAAGACAGAAGAAAGAAACGGCAGACGCAACUGGAGAGACGUAAAAGAAAGAGUAGUCCCAGGAGAGAAAAGAGAGGAGAUUCACUUUCAAGGGGCAGAUCGGAAUCAAAUUCCAGAGGCGCCAGUUUUCUUUCAUAUAAAGGAGACAGGGUGUGUUUCAUGAAGAGACAAAAGUUUAUUAUGCCUCGCUGUGGGCAGAGGUCGUCACGUGACAGUGCACCGAAAUUGCGAAGGUUCGUUCCAUCUGGGGGACGAGCGAAGGACGCGGUGCCGGUGGUGCGGUGUUCACUGCCAUUUCAACAACUUUCUCAAAAAAAUUGUCUUCCGAGUCAUGACGAACCGCCUUUCUCCAAUACCGCAGUUGCACACUGGGUUUUUGGAUGAACUUACUUCUAAGCUAUAUACUAAAAUAGAAUCUACCCUCCAGGUACACGAUUUAAAUACAGAGUAUGUACACAUAGAACUCCCAAUUAUGAAAUGUGUAACAGAUAGUUUGUCUAAGUGGUUAUUCUUUU